UGUUUCUAGUUAAAGUUAUUCAACACCGUCGCCAACAACGCUAACAUCGCUAUUGCGUUUUUUGUGGGAAAAAAUUGUAAUUGAGCGCAAAAAUUUAUUGACAAACUUAAAUAAAAAUGCCUAAAGGUCGCGUUAGCAGUGUUUGGCAGCAUUACGACAUCAAUGAGGAGUGCGAAAACUUUGCGGUUUGUCGCUAUUGCGGCAACAAUAUAUCGCGUGGUGGAAUGGCCAGCAAUCUAAAGGGCAAUAAUACAACCAAUUUGUGGACGCACUUAAGACACAAGCACGCUGACGAGGUGCUCGUUAAUCCUAUACAACAGCGCCCCGUUAGUCGACCAGCAGUUAUUACAUUAAAAAAAGAAAAAACGUCCCGCAUAGCGAAGGCAAAAGUUGUACGAGAGCCGCUGCGUGUGGCGAAACCAAAAAUCGACGUGCACGCAUCCAUAUCUGGUGCACUGCCACAGAAAUGGGAAGAGUACGAGCAGAACGACGAGGUGGCCGAAGACAUCAAAGAUAUCAUAUACAAUGAAGAUCCGCUCUGCUACAGUCCCAUACAAGUGGUCGAGGACGAGAUGCUCGACACAGGCGAAAAAGUCACUGUAAUGACCAGCAACAGAGUAUCCAGUGCUAAUCCAGUUGUUGCCACCGUGGUCUCAGCGCCCACAAGCGCUGCAAAGACACUGAAGAACAAUUUGGAAACAUCCAUUGAUCGGUUGACCACUGUCAGCGAGCAGCUUAGCUACAUUAUACAACAGCAGCAAGAGGAACAAAUCAAGGACGAUGACUAUUACUUUGCUAUGAGCCUCGUUUCGAGUAUGCGACAAUUGUCAGUGAACCGCAAGCUGUUUGUGCGUGCGAAAAUACAUGAAAUUUUGUACAAAGAGAAUGAGGAGGCUGCGACUAAAGCUGAAUAGUAGUGCAAAGUAUAACCUACGGAUAUACAUAAAUCAUUUUUAAAUUUAUUCACGAAGUAAAUGAAAACAAAACAGAAAUACCAUUUAAAAACAAAAAAAGGAAGAAAAGAAAAAAAAAUAUAUAUAUCUUAUCAACCGAUUAUUCAUGUAGGCUAAAUGUUUCUUUUUUACGUAUUUUUUACGUACAAUUUGCAAUCUUUGUUGGAACAUUUUAUAAUAAGCACACAUAUGUCUGAGCAGAGACGAAUUCAUAUUGAUAAUUUAGAUUAUAUAUGUAUUCAGAUAUUUAAUGCAAAACUUACAAAACGCUAAUAAAUUUACCUAAGAACUCCAAAACUAUAAUUCUGUUAACUCUAAGUAAUUUUAUAUUCACAAUUUUAAAUUUGUUUAUGCUAUGGUAUAUUGAAUUGCGUUCAUUUUGUAAACAAUGUUCAGAUUGUUUAUGUGCCUGUAUAACUCUUCUAUAUUUUCUGUGUAAGAUCUGCCUCACAGCAGACUGUAAACCAGUUUUCCAAAUGGUAAACCAGAGCUCACAGAAGACGUAAGUGACACAUAAUAAGUAUUUUAAGAAACAUAAACUGUAAAUCUACGUUUGAGUAACUAAAUUAAAUAAUCUUAUCUCUGCUGAUUACCCACGCAAACAUAAA
This is a messenger RNA of Drosophila mojavensis, 1561 nucleotides long. RefSeq lists its product as uncharacterized. The transcript is spliced from 2 exons. Bases 117 to 914 code for a protein of 265 amino acids. The record is from RefSeq and is a predicted model, not a curated record. Lineage: Eukaryota; Metazoa; Arthropoda; Insecta; Diptera; Drosophilidae. Gene Ontology annotation, molecular function: DNA binding.